UAAGGGUACAAAAAUCACGUGGGGAAGCAGGUUUAGGCCCGACAGGCAGCGGAGGGAGGAGGCUGCUGGGGGUUUCCAUGUUUAGACCCUGCCGCUCCCAGGGUCCUGAGAGAUCGACCAGACCCCCUCCCUGCUACCUCUCAGCUGCCCGGCUCUUCUCAAGUGGUUCAACAUUAAAGACACCGGUAGCCCGAAUUGCUCCACCGGCUGCUGUCUCUGUCGGGCUGCAUCUGCUGGACCGCGCCAUGCGGAGGAGUCCCCGCUCAGCGUACGCGGCUGCUCAGCAGCACACGAGUGAAGCUGGGUCGUCUAAUAGUUUCAAAGCCCUCGGGUGCCUCGAGCAGCUGGAUGCCGCGGACAGGCAGGACUCUGAGGACCCCGGAGAAUACUGCGACGACGGGUACCACCCGGUCCAGAUCGGGGACACCUUCAACAAAAGAUAUCAGGUGCUGUCUAAGCUCGGCUGGGGCUACUUCUCCACCGUCUGGCUGUGUCUGGACCUCAGGCUCGGUCGGCACGUUGCGGUGAAGGUGCUGAAGAGCGGAGCUGGCUUUGCCCAGGCAGGACAGGAUGAACUGGCUCUCCUUCGAUGUGCCAGUGGUCCUACGAGCCGUCAUCCCUCCAGCCAAAGGAUUGUUCAGCUGCUAGAUGAGUUCAAGCUGGCCGGGAGCAACGGGGUCCACAUGUGCCUGGUGCUGGAGCUGCUGGGGCCGGACCUGAGAAGCUGGCAGCGAUGCUUCGGGAAUCCAGGACUGUCAUGGCUGUGGGUCAAACAAAUUCUUACUCAGGUUCUGCGAGGCCUGGACUACCUUCACACUCAGUGUAAAAUCAUCCACACAGACAUCAAGCCAGAGAACAUCCUGCUGUGUCUGGAGGAGCAGUCCCACAAACUACCAGCGGGGGGCAGCGGCGCCCCCUCUGCGCUGACUGGGAGGGAGGCCAAGUCCACAGAGACGGAGCAGGUGAACCCAUGCAGUUUAGAGGAAAUUACAGUGAAGAUUGCUGACCUGGGCAGCUCCUGCUGGGUGUACAAACAUUUCUGUGAGGAGAUCCAGACCCGACAGUAUCGCUCACUAGAAGUUUUACUAGGAUCUGACUACGGCCCGCCUGCCGACAUCUGGAGUGUCGCCUGCAUGGCCUUUGAAUUGGUCACUGGAGACUCCCUGUUUGAACCCAAAGCCCGCGAGUCCAUCUCCCUGGAGGAAGACCACAUUGCCCAGAUCAUUGAGCUGCUUGGAAAAAUCCCACCCACUGUUGCCUUGUCGGGUAAAUACUCUGCAGCGUACUUCAGCCGCAGAGGCGACCUGCGCCGUGUUGGUGUGCUGAGGCUCUGGAGCCUUUAUGAUGUUCUGGUGGAGAAAUACCACUUCCGGUUGGAGGAGGCCUCUGGAUUCUCCGACUUCCUUCUUCGCAUGUUGGAUUAUCAUCCGGAGAGGAGGGCCACUGCUGCAGGGUGCCUCCGCCACCCCUGGCUGACCUCAUGAUAGCCCUGCAAAGGCCCUGUGGGCCUCAUCCUCAUCUGCAGUCCCCACAACCAGAUGCUUUGAGCAGCUAGAACUGGAUAAUUUCAGGAUGUCUUUGAAUUUCUAUACAAAGGGAAUCCAAAGAGCCAUUUAGAAGACAGUUUAAUGUCACUUUGAUUUGUGAAUUCCUGCAGAAUGUAGUGUCGUCCUUAUUCAACAUCAGAUAGAGGAUAAGAUGCUCUUUUCCAGUGAAGCCCUGUUAUGCACUUUAUGCUGCUAAGGUGUUUUUUCAUACGUAUAGAACUUUUCUGUCAGACCUUUGAGUCCUAUAAGUAGCAGCUCUUAUGACAAUGACACUGCUAGCCAGUAUGAAGUUGUCAAUUUGAUACAAACCUUGAGUGCAGCUGCUGUAUUAUUCAGUAAAAUUGAAUGACACCAAUGGAAUGAGAGAAUGAUACAAAACGUAACACUGGGUAAUCUUUCGCAGUGAAUGUACUUUAAAUAUGCUUUUCCUUUUGUUCAUCUUUUGUACAGGGUAAUGAAGAGCUUUAAAGA
Molecule: messenger RNA, 2018 nt
Organism: Xiphias gladius (swordfish)
Lineage: Eukaryota; Metazoa; Chordata; Actinopteri; Istiophoriformes; Xiphiidae
Product: SRSF protein kinase 3
Exons: 13
Coding region: 78-1484 (468 amino acids)
Biological process (GO): regulation of mRNA processing; protein phosphorylation; spliceosomal complex assembly
Molecular function (GO): ATP binding; protein kinase activity
Source: RefSeq, a predicted model, not a curated record